GCGCGGGAAAGGUUUCAUUCAAUCCUGCUCGGCGGCCACAGGGACAUCCUCAACCCUAACAAUCCUACCCGGCCGCCGCCGCCGCCGCCGCCUCCUUUUACACCCUGACUCCCUGAGGUCCCACGAAUCACGCAAGUGGAAGCGGAGAAGCUCAAGUAGUCGCCAUGUCCGAAGCUUAUUUCCCUGUGGAGUCGGGUGCGCUGGGGCCUGAAGAGAACUUUCUUUCCUUGGACGACAUCCUGAUGUCCCACGAGAAGCUCCCGGUGCGCACAGAGAUCCCCAUGCCUCGCCUCGGCUCUUUCUUCCUGGAACGGAGCUCAGGCGCGGACACUGACAACACGAUCCCUCAGGGCUCAAAGCUUGAACUCCCCUUGUGGCUGGCAAAAGGACUUUUUGACAACAAGCGGCGGAUCCUUUCUGUGGAACUUCCCAAGAUCUACCAAGAGGGCUGGAGGACCGUGUUCAGUGCAGAUGCCAAUGUGGUGGACCUCCACAAAAUGGGGCCACAUUUCUAUGCUUUUGGCUCCCAACUCCUGCAUUUUGACAGUCCAGAGAAUGCAGAUAUUUCCCAAUCUCUGCUGCAGACAUUUAUUGGACGUUUUCGCCGCGUCAUGGACUCCUCGCAGAAUGCCUACAAUGAAGACACGUCGGCACUGGUGGCCAGGCUAGAUGAGAUGGAGAGGGGCUUAUUUCAAACUGGGCAGAAAGGCCUGAAUGACUUUCAGUGUUGGGAGAAGGGGCAGGCUUCUCAGAUCACAGCUUCCAACCUCGUUCAGAAUUACAAGAAGAGAAAAUUCACUGACAUGGAAGACUAAAGGCCAGGAGAACACAGAAUUGCUCCUUUUAAAAUUUUCCCUCCAUGAAUCCAUGAAAAGAGCUGGUUGGCCUUGUACAGAACCAGUAUCAUGUCCCAUUUCAUGGCUUCUUUCCUGUAGAAGUGUCAUACGGGUCUAUCUGGCUGGGAAUGGACAUGCUGGAGAAUGUCCCUCGCCCAGUGCAUCUUCCGGGAUGUCACACCUGCUGACCCACAGCCCAGGCCUUUUAACUCAAGAACCCACAGCUGAGAAGAAAUCAAAGUCCUUCCUAAAUAAGGAUCCUUGACAUAUACUUCACAGUAGUGCUGGAACUGGGACUCCUUGUGUCUGGGGCUGUGGGCAGCCUCAGAUGUCCAGUUUCAUUAGCUUCAAAGGACAGGCUCAAACUGGGUCAUCUCUGCCUUUCUCACAAAAUGUCCUCUUGAGCUUAUUUCCCUUGUCUUCCUUGUGGUUCUACAAAGGACAGCACCCCCACAAUGCUGGCCUGACUUGUAAGUAUUUCCUGCUGCCCGCCUGUGGGGAGUUACCCCAAUUUCCAAAAACAGUCACCAAGAAUAAGGGAGGAAAAAAGAAUGGCAGAUGAAUGGCACGGCUAUUACUAAAAAGAAGACAUUGCUUUCAUACUCUGUAAUUGGGGCUUUAUGAGCUGAAAUUCACAUAACUGCAGUCACCUAGAGAGGAAAUGGUUAAAGUGAGCUUUCUCUUGUCUUGAGAUCUUUAGAGCACCACACACUAAUUCCAUUCCCUGUCUAAAAAAGCUGUCAGGGAGUUGUUUGGAAUUGCUAAGUAGUUAUUAAAGGGUGUUAACCAGCCUUUGUUCCAUCUGGAAAUCAGGACUUCUUGAGGGUUGCUGAUUGUGAAAAGCCCUGUUUCAGAAACUGAACCUGGCAGAUGUUAGUGGGCAAGAAACCUUGAUUAUGUUUUUUUUCUCUUCAGUAAAUUUUGCAACAGUAUUGCAUAGACGAUCCCUAGCCAUUUACUGGGAAUCUUUUUAAACAAGCAGAGAACUCUUCCCUCAGAGAUCAAGGAGACCACCAAAGGGUAGUUUUCUCCACCCCACUGCUCCCCUCCAACCCCCGACAACUAGCAAAAAUUAUAUUUGUUGUUGGAAAUUAUAGAAGGAUUUGGGUAUCCAGA
Molecule: messenger RNA, 1952 nt
Organism: Cynocephalus volans (Philippine flying lemur)
Lineage: Eukaryota; Metazoa; Chordata; Mammalia; Dermoptera; Cynocephalidae
Gene: GINS3
Product: GINS complex subunit 3
Exons: 3
Coding region: 165-815 (216 amino acids)
Biological process (GO): mitotic DNA replication initiation
Cellular component (GO): GINS complex
Source: RefSeq, a predicted model, not a curated record